AUGACUGACUUUAACCUCAAUCUUGAGAAGGAUUAUGGUUGUGUUCAAAUGGAUGGGUUUCAUAACGGGGUUGGUACAAAUGAUGAACAUGAGGACAUAGAAGUCAUUGACAAUGAUAGAUGGGAUUCUUUAGAUGAAGGGUCAGAAGAUGAAAGGAAAAGAAGAUGUGAUCUUAAAAAUUUGGCUAAGGAGAAAAGAUGCAGUCUUGGCAAUGUCCAUAAGGCCACAACCAAUGUUGACACAACUAUCAAGAUUGAUGUUUACAGUGAACAAAACGCAUCAAACCCAACGAGGAGGUUUAAAAGAAUCUACAUUUGCUUAGGUCCCCUGAAAAAAGGUUUUAAGGCUGGCCUCAGGGAUCUUUUGGGUUUCGAUGGUGUGCAUAUGAAAGGACCAUUUCCUGGGCAGGUUCUAACAGCAGUUGGGUUGGACUCUAACAAUGGUAUUUACCCCCUUGCUUAUGCCAUUGUUGAGACAGAGAACAAAAGUAGUUGGGUAUGGUUCUUGCAGUGUUUAGGAGAAGACUUGGAUCUUGGUUCAAACUCUAACUUUACUUUUAUCACAGAUCGACAAAAGGGUUUAAUACCAGCAAUAGCCCAACUAUUCCCAUGUGUUGAGCACAAGUAUUGUCUUAGGCACAUACAUCAGAACAUGAGAGUGAAAUGGGAAUUGAAAGAGUACAAGGAUCAUUUAUGGAGAUGUGCAACUGCAACCACUGUACCUGAAUUUGAACAUUGCAUGAAAGAAUUUAGCAACUAUGAAAAGGAGGCAUGCAGAGCAAUCUCUGAUAUAUUGUUAAACAACCUUUGUGAGGUAUUUAACAGCAAGAUAAUGGAGGAAAAAGAUAAGCCUGUCAUAGGUUGUUUGGAGUAUAUUAUACAAUACUUGAUGAAGAGAAUCUGUAAUGUUAUAAAGGUGAUGGACAAUGCAAAAGGGCCUUUAACACCCACUGCAACAACCAUAUUGGAUGUAAACAAAUCUCAUGCAUCACAUUACAUUGCUAUGUGGAAUGGGGGUGAGAAAUACCAAGUCACUGGGGCAUGGCAAGAUCAACAUGUUGUAGAUGUUAGGAACAACACAUGUACUUGCAGGAAGUGGGAGCUAAUAGGCAUCCCCUGUAAACAUGCCAUUGCAACCCUUUACGAAAUGACCAAGAACUCAGAGGAUGUUGGUGACAUUUACAGGUGGGUCAAUAAGGUAUACUGGUUGGAUACAUGGAAGAAUGCAUAUUCCUAUAAGGUAGAGCCCAUAAAAGGAAGAAUAAUGUGGCCUAAAAGUUUGUGUCCCACCACACUUAUCCCUCCAAUACAUCAUAAGCAACCAGGUAGGCCUACAAAGAAGAGGAAGAAAAGUGAGGAUGAAAAAUUGAGUCAGAAUCAAAGAGGGAGUCAAAGUCAGAGUGGUACUCAUGGUGUAAGUCAGGAAGAAGGCUGUAAAGUGGGUCCUGAUGGAGUUCAAAAAUUAACAAGGAAAUAUGCCAGUGUAACAUGUGCAAAAUGCAAAAACAAAGGUCACAACUCAAGGACAUGCAAAGGUCAAGGAGGUGGAAGUUAG
Molecule: messenger RNA, 1554 nt
Organism: Lactuca sativa (garden lettuce)
Lineage: Eukaryota; Viridiplantae; Streptophyta; Magnoliopsida; Asterales; Asteraceae
Molecular function (GO): zinc ion binding
Source: RefSeq, a predicted model, not a curated record